UGGGUUAUGUAGGACAUCGUACCUAGAGUACUUACCAAUGUAUUAGGUGCCUACGCUUCUUCAGUCAUUGAUGGGAGUAUUAUACGAUAUAUUGGUGCGUAUACAUUUCAAGUUCCGUCUAGAAGCACUGGGGUCAUUUCAAUGUCUACCUAGUACUAUCGUAUGUACCUCAGUACAAAAUAGACAUCAUGCCUGAUAUGCAUUACAGACUUAAUCACUCAAUACUGCAAACCAGCAAUGUCUGAGGUACCCUCUGCGGCCGACUACGAGGCGGCAAAACAGAUCAAGGAGCAACUGAUUGACCAUUUCAUGAAGCCAUGGCUUUCGAAGGAAAAUGUCAACGAGGAGAAGCCUGUGAACGGGCUCUUCAUGCAGCAAUGGCAUUUUGGUGAAGACCAAGAAGCAACGCCAGACGCUUUGUGGGCGCAAGAGAAGCCCAACGAGGGAUGGUAUUUCAUCGACUUCGACAAUCUCCCUUGUCCAGAUCAAGAGCUACGAGAAGAACGUGAGCGCAUACAGACCCUACUCGAAGACCGUAAAAUCCUUCUCGCUGUCAAUAAAUUGCUAGAGAAGGAGAUUGAUGAGGAAGGACUGUGCGCAUUCGAUUGCGAGUCCAUCUUCGACGUCCCACCUACAAGCGAGCUUAACCUACAAGCAAAGAUUGACCUAAUAGUCAAGUUCAAGCACCUAUAUCAAGUAUUUCCGACUACUUCUAAUAAGCCUGAUCCUAAGCCAGAGCCGGAGCCCGAGAAAGGCAAGAUGAAGAUGUCUAUGCUCCGAAUCACUGCUUUCGAUACACUUCACGUCGAAACCUUCGUGGCUCCAAUCGUACCUGAGUAUUGUCAUGAUUGCUUCCGUGCACUCCUCGAGGAUGUUGCUGAGCCAUACCUUCAUGCUGGUAUUUCGAAUCGUACCUGCCUCGAUCGCGACUUACUCGAUAUUCCCGAGGCGAAGACAGUCAAGCCCGCCACAGAGGAGGGACAAGAAGAGCGGUAUAUGGAGUGGGAACUGGAGCGUAAACUCAGCAGCGAGGUGCUUGCCAGCUGGUCCUACCUAUUGUUAGACACGUGUGCCAGCGAAGGCCCCCUUGCCGAUCCAAACACAGUCUAUCUGCUAUGGCUACCCAUUGACAAUGAGGAACAGUAUAAAAAGAUGCUUUCGUCGGUCAAAGACAAGGGCUCAUCUCCUAUGUUUAUUCGCACUUGGAAACUUAACAAGGCUAUGCGUGUUGCCAUAAACCGCGAGCGCGAAGCCAGCCGCUCCAAAGAGCCACCCACAAACCAAGCAUGAGCUUAGUUGGGACGACACGGAAGACUCUUUUUGGAGUUUGUCGGAGCCCGAUGUAUUUGCCUGACCUCAUCUUGGAGGUCGACUUUGUGUAAAUGGGAAUUAUCAAUUGAGAAGAUCAGGGUGCACUGAAGAUGGCCCAUUGUCUGGGCAUUCAUGGCAACGAGUCUUUGGUGAUUGUGAGAGAUCAACAGUAAACGUCGGGUAUCUCAGAAUAAUACUGUAUUGAUCCAUACUUGCUCUUGUUUCUUGUCCC
Hypoxylon fragiforme is the source of this 1543-nucleotide messenger RNA. RefSeq lists its product as uncharacterized. NCBI's taxonomy places the organism in Eukaryota, Fungi, Ascomycota, Sordariomycetes, Xylariales, Hypoxylaceae. The transcript has 4 exons. The coding region runs from base 238 to 1290 and encodes 350 amino acids. The record is from RefSeq and is a predicted model, not a curated record.